Notothenia coriiceps (black rockcod) is the source of this 1110-nucleotide messenger RNA. RefSeq names its product active breakpoint cluster region-related protein-like. Gene Ontology annotation, biological process: intracellular signal transduction; positive regulation of GTPase activity. Gene Ontology annotation, cellular component: membrane. Bases 1 to 1110 code for a protein of 369 amino acids. The transcript has 12 exons. The record is from RefSeq and is a predicted model, not a curated record. Gene Ontology annotation, molecular function: GTPase activator activity; guanyl-nucleotide exchange factor activity. NCBI's taxonomy places the organism in Eukaryota, Metazoa, Chordata, Actinopteri, Perciformes, Nototheniidae.
AUGGUCCUUGAGGCUCUCCUCUACAAGCCGAUCGACCGUGUCACCAGAAGCACCCUGGUCCUUCAUGACCUGCUGAAACAUACUCCUAAGGACCACCCGGACUUCCCGCUGCUGCAGGACGCUCUGAGGAUAUCUCAGAACUUCCUCUCCUCCAUCAACGAGGAGAUCGACCCCCGCAGGACCGCCGUUACCACGCCCAAAGGAGAGGCUCGUCAGCUGGUGAAGGAUGGCUUCCUGGUGGAAGUAUCAGAAAGCUCCAGGAAGCUUCGGCACGUCUUCCUCUUCACCGAUCUGCUGCUCUGUGCCAAGAUGAAGAAGACGUCUGUGGGUCGCCAUCAGCAGUAUGAGUGUAAGUGGUACAUCCCUCUGGCGGACCUGACCUUCCAGACCCUGGAUGACUCUGACUCUUCGCCCAGCAUCCAGGUCCUGCCCGAGCACGAGAUCGAGGAGAUCAAGAUCAAGAUCUCAGUCCUAAAGAGUGAGAUACAGAAAGAGAAGAAAGCACCGAAGGGGCAGAGUCGCGUGGACCGUCUGAGGAAGAAGAUGAAUGAGCAGGAGUCCUGGCUGCUCCUGCACUCUCCUACCAUCCCUUUCCGCGUCCACAACAAACACGGAAAGAGCUAUCAGUUCCUCCUCUCCUCCGAUUACGAGAGGUCAGAGUGGAGGGAAAGCAUCCAGAAACUCCAGAAGAAAGAUCUCCAGACGUGUUUGUUGAGUCCUGUGGAGCUCCAGGUCCUGACCAGCUCCUGUUUCAAACUCAGAACUGUGCACAACAUUCCUGUCACGAGUAACAAAGACGAUGAGGAGACUCCUGGUCUGUACGGCUUCCUGCACGUGAUCGUCCACUCCGCCAAAGGAUUCAAGGACUCAGCCAAUCUAUACUGCACCCUUGAAGUGGACUCGUAUGGAUACUUCGUCAGCAAGGCCAAAACCCGCGUCUUCAGAGACACCAUGGAGCCACAUUGGAACGAAGAGUUUGAGAUUGAGUUGGAGGGCUCCCAGUUCCUGCGGAUCCUGUGCUACGAGAACUGUUACGACAAAAGCCUGCUCAACAAAGACGACAACGAGAUUGUGGACAAGAUCAUGGGAAAGGGGCAAGUCCAGAACUAA